Messenger RNA from Pseudocercospora fijiensis CIRAD86, 456 nucleotides. RefSeq lists its product as uncharacterized. NCBI's taxonomy places the organism in Eukaryota, Fungi, Ascomycota, Dothideomycetes, Mycosphaerellales, Mycosphaerellaceae. Gene Ontology annotation, molecular function: protein-macromolecule adaptor activity. Gene Ontology annotation, cellular component: endoplasmic reticulum; membrane. The coding region runs from base 1 to 456 and encodes 151 amino acids. The transcript has 2 exons. The record is from RefSeq and is a predicted model, not a curated record.
AUGGCCAGCUCGAUUGCGUCCUAUCUGCCACCGGGCGAUGGCUAUCUGCCGAAGUGGCUGUUGUUUAUCGCUGUCGUUUCGACAGCCAACAGCGUCCAAUGUUACAUCUCCACUGCUGGAUCCAGGCAGGUGUACGCUGGCAAGCCGCCUCUCAAGGCCAUGAAGGGGUCCUCAAAAGGCACAGAUCUGAGCCCGGUCAAUGACCUCAGCGCCAGAACGUUUGGCACUUGGACCGCACUCAGCAGCAUCAUUCGUCUGUACGCGGCAUACCACAUUCAGGACCCUCUUAUCUAUCAGCUUGCCCUGUGGAGCUAUGUGAUUGCCUUUGCGCACUUCUUCAGCGAAUGGCUUGUUUUCGGCUCGGCAAGAUGGAACCGAGGCUUUGCAUCCCCUGUGUUUGUGAGCACGUUCACCAUUUCUUGGAUGCUUUCGCAGUGGAGCUACUACGUGUCGUAG